GGGGAGGCAGUGCUGUUCACACAUUCGCACACCAGCUAGCAUCAAACACAAUGGCUGACCACACCGACGAAUCUACAACGCCAAUAUUCACCGCAGAGCAGGCAAAAGCUGCCCUGGUGGACAUCCUCGAGGCGUUUAAGCAGCCUGACAACGUGACUAAGAUGGAGGAAGCUCGCGACAACGCUGGCACGGACAUGAUGCAGACAAUGAUGGUGGUCUUCCCCAUCGCGACGCAGAUACAGAUGGAGGUGAUACCGCACUAUGGCUUCCCCGCCGAUGGAGAAGGAAUCAUCAAGUUUGCCCAGAUUGUGCGCAGCUUGGAGAAGGAGAGUGCAGAAUUGGCGGAGCUCAAUGAACAACUUAGAUCGAUUUUCAUUCCAAAGAUGGCAGCACCGGUGACGUAACCCGACCAACGCCCCCAACAGUACGCAAGCCUUCCCGGCCUGGAUGAGGCUCUUGAUAUGUUAUGUUGCAUGAGAUUUUCCCUACAAAUUCUGCCAAUUAUGUUAAGUCCAGAUAAAAUUUUACUGCGUGUUAUAAGCCCAGAUAAAAUUUUACUGCGUAUAUUAAGCCCAGAUAAAAUUUUACUGCACAAGUUAAACAAGAUACUUCUCUAAUUGUAAUUGUUUAUACCAGUAGGCAUGCUAUGGGUUGUAAGUUAGCUGUUUUUAAGCAAGCUGUGAUGGCUUGGAUUCACAUACUCGACGUAAAUUAUGUGUUUUUACGAAUAAAUUAUAUCUAUACUGACUGCUUUUUGCUUGUAAAAUAAAUUAUUUUUCAUAAAUUG
Molecule: messenger RNA, 787 nt
Organism: Priapulus caudatus
Lineage: Eukaryota; Metazoa; Priapulida; Priapulimorpha; Priapulimorphida; Priapulidae
Product: protein C10-like
Exons: 3
Coding region: 51-404 (117 amino acids)
Biological process (GO): post-embryonic development
Source: RefSeq, a predicted model, not a curated record